GAUCCGACGUAGGGGAAGAAUGCUCCAUUUGCAGCGGCAACAUUAGAAGUAAACAUCAAAAAAUGUCACUGCCCUUAGGACUGGGGGCCUCUGGCUUCUCCUUCUCUCCCGGGUCUGGUCUGAAGAACCUCCAUGAAAGCUUCUCCAAGCAAGGGUACAAGACUAGGUCUUGUGCAGAUGCUUUAAAGGGAUCACCCCAUUUUUGUUGUGAUGUUGACAAGGUUUUGCAAAGAGGAAGUUUGAGGCAGCAGGUUGUUUCAGUGAGUAGACCAGACUAUUGUGACCAUUCCCAUGAGGAGGGAACAGAAGAGGUUUCUAAAGCAACCUUGAUAUGGAGAGCAAUCAAGUUGCCAAUUUACUCUGUUGCUUUGGUUCCAUUAACUGUAGGUAGUGCUGCGGCCUAUUUGCAAACAGGCCUAUUUUUAUCGGGGCGUUAUUUUCUUCUCUUGGCUUCUUCAGUCCUCAUUAUCACUUGGCUCAAUUUAAGCAACGAUGUUUAUGAUUUUGACACUGGAGCAGAUAAGAACAAAAAAGAAUCAGUAGUAAAUUUGGUCGGCAGCCGUUCUGGUGCCAUUAUUGCUGCCUACUCAUCACUUUUCCUUGGCGUCUUCUGGCUGACUUGGGCAUCUGCAGAUGCAGGAAACAUGUGUUCAAUAUUGUUAUUGGCUUGUGCAAUUAUCUGUGGGUAUAUAUAUCAGGUACAGUGAUUCCUUUUUGCAUUUUGUGAAGUUCUUAAAUAUAUACUACACCUGAGAAAUGGGGCUCUUAUAUCUGUUUUUCUCUUUCAGUGCCCACCAUUAAGGUUAAGUUACCAAGGAUUGGGAGAGCCCUUAUGCUUUGCAGCCUUUGGCCCAUUUGCUACCACUGCAUUUUACCUGUUGCUAGGAAGCACAAGGUUGUUAACUGAACAGUGAUAACAUAUACUUCGGAUUCUGAUUCCCCAUCAUCUUGUUCAUUUAAUAUAAUUUGCACGGGUGUUUUUGACAGCAACAUCACUUCCCUUCCCUUAACCAGAACGAUUCUUUGUGCAUCAUUCUUUGUAGGCUUCACAACAUCCCUUAUUCUGUUUUGUAGUCACUUUCAUCAGAUUGAAGAGGAUACGGCAGUCAGAAAAAUGUCACCACUGGUGUGUAUGCUUCUAGUUUUCAUGUUUUUUGUGAGGAAAGCAGCUGAUUCAUUUUUCCAUUUUUUCCUCCUUUCCUGUAAGCAGGUCAGAUUGGGCGCCGAGAGGGGUUCUACAGUAGUGAAAGGGGCAGCCAUGAUACUUUAUACUCUUUUAUUUUCCGCUGGUAUAAGCGGAGCUCUUCCCUUGACUUGCUCUGUUCUUUGCGCCCUGACAUUACCCAUAGCGAAACUGGUGGUUAAAUUUGUUGAAGAGAAUCACAAGGACAAAGAGAAGAUCUUCAUGGCAAAAUAUUACUGUGUGAGACUGCAUGCAUUGUUUGGAGCUGCAUUGGCAGCUGGAUUGGUCUUAACCAGGGUGCUUCCUAAAAGAUAUGUCCCAAGGCUCAUAUUCUCUUCAGUGAUCCUCAGUCUAGACAUGAAAAGUUGAUACCAAAGAUCAAAUCCAGAUGGAGGAAUAAUUCAUCUGAGUAAGCACAUCAGUUUGCUGUUGAAGCUAAGAACCCCCACAUAAAUGCUUGUAACACAACCCAAGUUGUUCCUAUUUUUGCUACUAGCAGGCACAAUUAGCCGAGAUGAGUGAUCUGUUCUUUGGGGGCGUUGCUUGGUAGGAGGAUGGAAAAGGAGAAUAAUAAAAAAAUUUUACACUUGAU
Messenger RNA from Rubroshorea leprosula, 1775 nucleotides. Lineage: Eukaryota; Viridiplantae; Streptophyta; Magnoliopsida; Malvales; Dipterocarpaceae. The record is from the annotation of a GenBank genome assembly.